Scleropages formosus (Asian bonytongue) is the source of this 923-nucleotide messenger RNA. RefSeq names its product histone H4. The record is from RefSeq and is a predicted model, not a curated record. Gene Ontology annotation, cellular component: nucleosome. Lineage: Eukaryota; Metazoa; Chordata; Actinopteri; Osteoglossiformes; Osteoglossidae. Bases 7 to 318 code for a protein of 103 amino acids. The transcript has a single exon. Gene Ontology annotation, molecular function: structural constituent of chromatin; DNA binding; protein heterodimerization activity.
UCGAGAAUGUCUGGUCGCGGAAAGGGAGGAAAAGGUCUUGGCAAAGGAGGCGCUAAGCGCCACAGAAAGGUGCUUCGUGAUAACAUCCAGGGUAUCACGAAGCCCGCUAUUCGCCGCUUGGCUCGCCGUGGUGGCGUGAAGCGUAUCUCCGGCUUGAUCUACGAGGAGACUCGUGGUGUCCUGAAAGUGUUUCUGGAGAACGUGAUCCGUGACGCCGUUACUUACACCGAACAUGCCAAGAGGAAGACCGUCACCGCUAUGGAUGUUGUCUACGCGCUGAAGCGUCAGGGUCGUACUCUGUACGGUUUCGGAGGCUAAAACUUUCAUCCGCUGAGGGAACAAGUAAAAACCAAAGGCUCUUUUAAGAGCCACCCACAUAACACUGAAAAGAGCUGUCAAAUUCACCAUUUUCUGAGCACUUCAGAGAUGUUUCUACAAUGUCCUGAGAUGUGUCUUUGUAAGACGGUUCUUCCCAUAAAGAAUACCCCAGGGGAGCACUCCUAACGGCGGUGUUACGCUUCUUGUUUAUACACCGUUUUACGUUUAAGCCUGUGUUGGGCCCUUUAACUCGCGUCUUAUAGGUCAAGUCAGUUCGCGCUGAGAUCAAGUGAUUCGGUUGUAGCUCCGGCACAGGGGUGUUUGUCAGCUUCCAGUGACUGAAGUACGAUUGCCUAGUGCUUCAAGCCCGAUCUGCGUUUUUUGAGCUCCGCUAUCACGGCUUUGCAGGAGACAAGCGCUGCUUACGUGGUCGGUCUGUUUGAGAACGCCAACUUGUGCGCUACUCGCGCCAAGAGGGUGACUAUCACGCCCGAAGACAUUCACCUGGCUCCUUUUAGCCGCAGAGAGCGCGCUAGAAGUUCCCGCUGUAGACACUCAUCACAAAACCCAAUAGCUCUUGUAAGAGCUGUUUCAAUUCAGUUUCA